UAUUUUAGAGUGAUUUUGUUUUUGUUGACAAGAUUAAAAUCACGCAAUCUUCGCAACAGCAAUUUCCAUAAUUUCCUGCUAAAUUUUUCAAAGAAAAAAUAAAGAUUAGUUUUAAUAAUGAUGGCUUGGUAAUAGUGGUACAUUACUCCCAACUAUGAAUUUAAUCCCGGAACAUCUCAACUUCGACGAAAUCUGCCGUAGUUGCAUGACGAAAAAGGAUUGCAUGCGACCUCUGUUUGGUUCCAGUUUGGACUCGAUGCUGAUGACUGUGGCAAACGUUACGGUAUCCCUUGACGAUGGAUAUCCCGCCCAGAUGUGUGUCCAGUGUGUGCUGCAGGUCAGCCGGGCGUUCACUUUCAAGCAACAGUGCGAGAAAACGGAUACCACUUUGAAGGAGUAUCUCAGCCGAAGAGUGCUAAGGCAGUUGAGCGACGACAAGGAGCUCGAAGUAUUGGAAGAUGAUGAUGGCCCAGAAGACGAAAUACAGAUCAUUUCCAUACCCUCGCAAGACCAAUCGCUUGGGUUUCAGUUUGGCGGCCGACAUCAGGAUGAGUGCGUUUUGGUAUUAAGUACUGAUAGGGAACCGGACGAUCUAGAUGGAGAGAGGGGAAAUGUUUCUGCGGAGAUGGAAGUGUCGGAACAUGGCGUGGAAGGAGAAUGCCAACAAAUUAAACUUAUCACGUCCUCGUUCGACCACUCUCAGGAUAUGCUCGGAUUCGCGACAAUAGCUUUAGAUGAAGACAUUGAGGAUGAUGAUCAUUUUGAUGAGACAUACGAGCAUGAAACAGAAGAGGCGACUCCAUUUGAGAUUGAUAUUAAGCCGACUCUGUACAUGACCAAUGCUUUCAAAUGUGAUGACUGCCACGAAGAAUUUAAAUUCAAUGAGGAAUUGAAGGAACAUAAAUUCACUUGUAAGGUUAUGACAAGCAGCGCUGCACAGUUAGCCAGGGAAAGUAAGUGUCCUAGCCCCGUUCUACUACGAUUCGAAUGCACCGUUUGUAGCAAACGGUUUUCGAAUUCCAGUAAAUUGAAGCGCCAUUCUAGAACUCACCUGGUCGACAAGCCUCACGUCUGCAACAUCUGCGGAAUGUCGUUUGCCGAAAGUUCCAACCUAACGAAACACCAUCGAAAGCAUACCGGAGAGCUGCGCAAUGUGGUUGGCAAACCGAAUCUGUGUUCGGUGUGCGGCAAACGUUUCAAGUGGGCCACUUCCCUUUCCAAGCACAUGAAACAUCAUACGAAGCAAAAGCUGUUCACCUGUCCAUAUCCCAACUGUGAAAAGUACUACGUAGAGCAGCGUUCGUUGGACAUUCACAUCUACUCGCACGACGGCCAGAAACCGUUCACGUGCAGCUAUUGCAACAAGGGAUUUACGCAGAAGUGCAACCUGGAAAAACAUGAACGGGUCCAUACCGGUGAAAAGCCAUUCAAAUGUAACGUUUGUCACAAAAGCUUUGCCCAGAGUGGGUAUUUAGUGAUCCACCAGCGAAUCCACAGUCAGGAGAAGCCGUACAAUUGCGAUGAAUGCGGGAAACAAUUUGCCGCCUCCAACGCGCUAACGGUCCACUUGCGCUCGCAUAGCGGUGAACGUCCUUAUGGUUGCGAUCUGUGUAGUAAACGAUUUUCGCGCCAAGAAACGCUCACUAUUCACAAAACUAGGAAACACACGAACGAUGCCUCACACCCGUGUACAAUAUGCGCGGAAAGGUUUUCUUCCACCGAACAACUAACGGAGCACCUGAAAAGCCAGCAUGGGGAUCGCUGUUACCAUAUGUGUCCAUCUUGCGGAAAGGUGUUCGCAUCAAUGCAAAGUCUGAAGAAUCAUCAAAAACUACACCUCAAAGAAGGUGUCAUAUCUGAGGAUCAUCCGCAACCGAUGAUACAGUUUGUAGUCGAGCAGGAAAUCGUAACCCAAACUGUAGACCUGGUCGCACUGGAAAAGACCGUUGAUUCUUCAACGGUAGUGGAAAGCUAGCAUAAUCAGUAAUUGUACCCGUCCCUUACAUGCAAUGCAUAUUGCUAUGAUUGUUUUUCGUUGACAGUUGCAAUAAUUGUUAAGUGCUUGUUCUAUUACAUUAAGAAGCCAGCCAAAUUUUGUGUAGAAAUUUCUUACAAAGCAAUUAAAACCUUACGAAGUUACACAAAUAAAAUCUGCAAGAAAUAACAUGUUUGGUCACGUGGUCAAAUUGCCUGUAUCAGGUAUCAGGCCGGCUUAAAAGAAACGUUCCCCAAGUUCUAUGGGGUUUCCUCUAUACAUAGUACAGUUAUAGAAAUUGUUGAUUACUAAAUUCAAUCGAUUUUGUUAACAUUUUCCGAUGUAACAUGACGAAGGGCGAUGAGUACUUUCUACUGAAUUGAAAAAAAGCGAUUAAAAGCAGUCGCCCGGCCGAGUAAUCAGCUAAAGAGAAAAUCGAUGAAGAGAAAUCGAUAAUUGCAAUUACGCCAUUAUGAGUCAUAAGUUAUGAUACUAAACGUGAGAAGUAAACGAAUCAAAAACUGAAAACAAAUUAAUCAUGAAAUUUGUAGCGCUCCAUUAGUUCAUGGUAUAAGGAAGUGUUCCUUCCCAUCAUACAGGAUAACGAGGUUAUCGUGGUCUAAGGAUCUAGCUGCCUUCUAUAGAAGAUUUUGAGGAGGUUUCUACACAUAAUUCAAUAAUUGAAUGUAAUUGAACAUACAAUCAACAUUUAACAUUUUAUGCAACGAAAGUAAUCGUAACACUAUGCCCUUGGUUAUGUUCUAAAGCUACUCUAUUACCAGAAUUUUCAAACUUCGACAUAUUUACUAAUAGACGGUCAUACUCAGGCAGCAACUGUUAAGGAAAUUUCUCAAAAAUAAAAUUCUUCGGUGCAUAAUGCGCUGCUUUAAAUGUAAUGUAUUUAUUCGUUAGGUCACCCUCAUGAUGUCAGUGCAAUAAUGUCCCCCCUUCAGCCACAUUCAUUGUAAAUAAUCUGUUUUAGAAGUUUUAAUCUUUACUUUUAGUCACUAUCAGUUGUCUCUUACGAAUAAACUAAUUUGUUCGAAAGGGAGGAUAUCCCUUUUCCAAAAAAAAAAAUCGUAGGCAAAACAAGAAAUCUU
This is a messenger RNA of Aedes aegypti (yellow fever mosquito), 3075 nucleotides long. Its product is annotated as zinc finger protein 2. The coding region runs from base 155 to 1975 and encodes 606 amino acids. Gene Ontology annotation, molecular function: RNA polymerase II cis-regulatory region sequence-specific DNA binding; zinc ion binding; DNA-binding transcription factor activity, RNA polymerase II-specific. NCBI's taxonomy places the organism in Eukaryota, Metazoa, Arthropoda, Insecta, Diptera, Culicidae. Gene Ontology annotation, cellular component: nucleus. Gene Ontology annotation, biological process: regulation of transcription by RNA polymerase II. The transcript has 8 exons. The record is from RefSeq and is a predicted model, not a curated record.